Molecule: messenger RNA, 1642 nt
Organism: Polyodon spathula (Mississippi paddlefish)
Lineage: Eukaryota; Metazoa; Chordata; Actinopteri; Acipenseriformes; Polyodontidae
Product: mitochondrial fission factor
Exons: 8
Coding region: 114-1001 (295 amino acids)
Biological process (GO): positive regulation of mitochondrial fission
Cellular component (GO): peroxisome; mitochondrial outer membrane
Source: RefSeq, a predicted model, not a curated record
AACCAGCCCACCCGCUCGCAGACGCUUGGUUUGUGACGAAAUAGACAAAGAGGCGGUGUUUCAGUUUAACGUUACGUCACCUUGAGAUCUAGGAAAGCUGUUUGUCAGUUGCUAUGGCAGCCUCAGCAUUCCUGGCUGAGCCAGGUGAUCCUGCAGAGGGGACCUGGCAGAGAUGUGACUUGAGUUUCACAGAGGCCAUCAACCAGCAAAUGAGAGUCCCUGAUAGGCUGAAGGUAGCAGACCCGUCAUUGGGAGGUGAGGGGGAGCUGAAACAAGAUGAUCCGCCUCCAUCGUUUAGUAUGCACCUCCCUGAUAGGCUGUCACUGGCAGAUAUGCCGGAUUUAGGUCCAAGACCCUCGUUUCCCAACAAAUCCUCUCAGAAGCCCUGGUUUGACCCGUCUGCUGCACUCCACACCCCUUCUCAGCUGGGAAUGCUCCCAGACCAGCACACAGGGGGCUGGGAGAGGGGAAGAUACAUAAGAGAGGCAUCCCUCCGCAGAUCAAUGAGCGACUGUGCUUUCAGCAAAAGCUCCUCAGCUAUGUGCGUCUCUAAACAGAAGCACAGUCUCAGAGAUGUGAGAUCCCCAUGCCCUGUACCUCUCUACUCCUCGACAGGACCUGACCUCAAUCUCCUGUCCUCGCACAGCGUACUUAAUGCAGCUAAAUAUGUGGGGAGGCAGGUCUCACAGCGCCUCCUGCAGGCCAUCAAUGAGAAAUUCGCCACGAGGUACAGUUUCUCUGAGUGCAUCCAGGCUGACACAACAGACCAUGCAUUUACUGAACCUAGUAAAAGAAGUAUCCAUGACUCUGGGCUCGUUCUUGAUGGAGAGGACUUCGGGUUUGUGGAGGUUCUCGCACUUAGGAGACAGUUGAAUAAGAUGAGCAGACGUCUGGCAGGGCUGGAGAAGCAGAGUGCGGCGCACCGGCAGACCGAGCUGGUGCUGUUCACCCUCCUGGUCAGUGCCAGCCUCGUCAACAGCUGGCUGUGGCUGCGCAGAUAGCCCUCCACCUGCACCUUGCACUAAGACAGUAUAGACUUGAGUUAUAGCAGGAAACUACGUGGCCCUGGCCCCUCUCUGUUCGCACUCUGUAGAGCUCAUUCUGCGUUGGCUGUACACUGCGAUUGUGAAACAAUGACAUAUUUACUGCAGCUAGAGAGAGAGACUCUGUAGAAUAAGGGAUCUGUAUAGCUGGCUGCAUUUCUCUACGCUGUCUUGGCUACAGUGACAGCUGCACACCAACACACAAGAAUGUGGGCUCUGUACCCUGAAGUCUGCUUUCUGCUACUCUUCACACACUUUUACAGAUGAUGCCAUUUUAAAUCGCAUUUCAGAAUAAGAGUGCUUUUAUUAUUAUGGUAGGGAUGGUAUUUAUAGAGGAGGACUAGAGUGUAGUGUUCCCUGUUGGUUAGAAUUGAGUGCUAGGAGGCAGUGUGACCUGAGUCUAUUUAAAAACUAAGGACUAGGAGGCAGUGCAGUCCAGAUAAGCACUGACAGGUAGUGGUCUAGUAUGGGCUUUAAAGUAGUAUGUUUUGUUUUUGGGUUUUUUUUUUUUUUUUUUAAUACAAUGAAAGUAAAUGAAUUAUGAACACAUGUGACAUCAAUAAUAUGUAGGAUAUUAUCAAUAAUAAAACAUUUAUUUU